Molecule: messenger RNA, 729 nt
Organism: Cetraspora pellucida
Lineage: Eukaryota; Fungi; Glomeromycota; Glomeromycetes; Diversisporales; Gigasporaceae
Source: the annotation of a GenBank genome assembly
AUGCCCAAAAGAGUACACAAAUAUUUCGAACAAAGAGCACAAGAGUGGAACAUUACUGGCUUCCUUAAUGAAUGUGAGCUGGAGUCAUUUCGGCAAAUAAUAGAAUACUAUCUUUCUUCUUUAGAAGCGAUUAUUAUGACAGAAACAGGUCCAAGGCAUGAAAAGGCGCAGAUUCUCUUCGAUAAAUAUAAGAAGGCAACUGUAAACUAUGAGACUAACAAUGGAACUGUAAUCGGUGGAACAUCAGUUUCUGAAUUGAAAAGGGAAUUUGAAGAGGACGGUUUUGAACAUAAAAUAGAAGCGAAUCAAAUAAAGCAGACAAGGACGAAUCGUCAAAGCACACCUGAAGAUCAGAUACGCCCGUCUUUCGUUAUGAGAGAAAAAUGGAUACGACUACAAGGACAAAUUAGACGUGAAAAAAUCAAACCUCAAACAGUAUCUAUAACAAAAGAUGAGAUGGAAUUCUUAGAUGAUGAUUAUUAUUUCAUUGAUUAUGAGGAAGUAAGCAAUUGCUAUUUCACUGAUCAUGAGGAAGUGAGGAAUCUGAACUCCAAAAAUGCGUUAAUUCGAAAUACUUUACUUGAAAUACUUUUUCAAUACCGAUCAAAAGAUCUUGAGUCAGGCAAAACGAUUAUGAAUUCAAAUUUUUUGAACAGAAUUAUGGACAUUACAGAUGCUGAUGUAAAACAAAGUGUAUGGUCUAAGUUGGAUGAAGAACAACAAUUAUGA